Messenger RNA from Diospyros lotus (date-plum), 3286 nucleotides. Its product is annotated as probable GTP-binding protein OBGM, mitochondrial. The coding region runs from base 754 to 2709 and encodes 651 amino acids. Lineage: Eukaryota; Viridiplantae; Streptophyta; Magnoliopsida; Ericales; Ebenaceae. The record is from RefSeq and is a predicted model, not a curated record. Gene Ontology annotation, molecular function: magnesium ion binding; GTPase activity; GTP binding. Gene Ontology annotation, cellular component: mitochondrion. The transcript has 9 exons.
CCCCAAGCAGUGCCUUCUGGCAUCUGCAAACCCUUCUCCCUCUCUGGCUCCCUCGCCCUCGCUCGUUGCCUCUGGCUUGCUCGCCCUCGCCUCUCGGUCGGUAGCUGGGGAGGUCGCAUCUGUGGCUACUGGAUCUGGCUCUCUAACUCUUGCUCUCGCUGGGUUGCUGGGUCGCUCGCCUCUCUGCAUUGCCAUUGGGACACCUUGGUUCAAUCUUUUGAGGCAGGCAGUGGCCGCUGGCCAGUGGGCAUCCCUUCAUACUCUAGUGACCAAGAGACUAGAGGUCUCCAAAAUCUCAGGUACGACCCUGUGUGAACCCUUACCUGUCUUAGGUUUACCUUCCUCAGACGGCUACUCUCUCUCUCUGACCAUCCCCUUAUCAUCGUUCUCCCUUGCCACCCAGUUACUCGGUGCUUGGUGCUCGGUGCCGCCAUCAAUUCACAAACACAAACUAGGUUGAGCCACCGUCAAUUCACAAACACGAAUCGACGUUUUCGUGCCCGGUGCCACCGUUUCCAUGCAGCACGAAUCAGUUCACAACUCUGAUUGCUAGGUGCCACCAUUUUCGUGCAACAUAAUCUGUCACUACCCCUUGUCGUUGUCGAUUCACAAACACAAACUCUGAUUGCUCGGUGUUGCCGUCGAUUCAACUUAAAGGGGUGAAUGAAUUGAGAGUCCACUGCUAAUACAUACAGGUCUGUAUCUUUUUAACAUCCAGAACCCACGAAGUAUUCAGUAAAUAUAGAGACUGGGAUGUUGUUACGCUAUGCAAAGCCCUUUCACUUAUCCAGAAAAUUCUCCAAAUCAUCGUGCUUUCUCCCAUCCUAUUCCAUUUCAGACGUUCCUUACAAUAAGUCAAAGCUUGCCCCUCUGCAGGAGCGCAGAAUGAUUGACCAAUUUAGGUUAUGGGCUAAAGGUGGUGAUGGUGGAAAUGGUUGUUCAAGUUUUCACCGUAGCCGCCAUGAUCGCCAUGGUAGACCCGAUGGUGGUAAUGGCGGAAGAGGCGGCGAUGUUAUACUAGAAUGUUCCCCCAGAAUUUGGGACUUCAGUAGUCUGCAACAUCAUAUCAAUGCAAAAAGAGGGGGACAUGGAGCUUCAAAAAAUAAAAUAGGAAGCCGAGGUGCAGAUAAGGUUGUUCAAGUACCUGUUGGCACUGUUAUUCAUCUUGUGGAGGGUGAAGCUCCAACUGUAGUUGAGAACAGUUCAACCACAGCUUUAGACCCGUGGGAGAUGCCAGGAGCCCUUGAUGUAUCUCCUACUGAAUCUGGUAAAAACCUCAUCUCCACUUGUGCAACUGAGGUAGCGAUGGUGGAAACAGUUAAUAGGAAUGAAAGGACUUGUCCCGGAAAGACUGUUCUUGGAUCAGCUGAUGCAAACCGAGCUACCCGUGCUCCAUUUAUUAAAUCUCUUCCUCAAUCUUCCGUUCCUUGUGGAAAGUACAGGGGCUGCUCAGACGAUUUUGGCUCUUGUAAAGAAAGUGCUGUUGAGUUGGAAAGUCUGGUGACUGAUAGUGAUAUUUCUGAAGCUGAGAGGGAAGAAGAAAAGGACAGUGAACAGAUACAGUAUAAUGUUGCUGAAUUAACUGAACCUGGCCAAAGAAUUGUAAUUGCACGUGGUGGGGAAGGUGGUUUAGGCAAUGUAUCUUCAAACAUUUCCAAGAGUAAUAAUAUUGUGAAGUACGGGGUCCAGAAAGAUGAUGCUUUUGAUGUUGAAUUACCUGAUGGUGAACCUUCUUCACUUAGUACUGGUUUGCCUGGUUCCGAGGUUGUUCUACUGUUAGAACUCAAGAGCAUUGCUGAUGUAGGCCUUGUGGGAAUGCCAAAUGCUGGUAAAAGUACUCUCCUAGGGGCUAUAUCAAGGGCUAAGCCCACUGUAGGCCAUUAUGCCUUUACAACUUUAAGGCCCAAUCUAGGGAAUCUCAAUUAUGAUGAUUUUUCAGUCACAGUGGCUGACAUUCCAGGUCUUAUAAGUGGAGCUCAUGAAAAUCGUGGACUUGGACAUUCUUUUCUGCGUCACAUAGAGCGCACGAAAGUUCUUGCCUAUGUGGUGGACUUGGCUGCUGCUUUAGAUGGUAGGAAAGGAAUCCAACCAUGGGAACAGUUGAGAGAUUUAAUAUUGGAGCUCGAGUUUUAUCGAGAAGGAUUGUCAAAUAGACCGUCCUUAAUAGUGGCAAAUAAAAUUGAUGAGGAAGGGGCUGAACAAGUGUAUGCAGAACUAAAAAGAAGGGUAUCUGGAGUUCCUGUUUUCCCUGUGUGUGCAGUUUUGGAGGAAGGAAUCCCUGAGCUAAAAGAUGGUCUUAGGAUGCUUGUUAAAGGCGGAGAAUCAUACAGACUGCAUUUAGAUGUAAGACAUAUUAACAAUGGUAAAAAGGGAGGAAGCCCUGCAGAAGAAGACACAUACAGCUACUUGCAUGGUAACAUAUGCAUUAAAUGGUGUCCCUGGUGCACAAGGCUUCUUGCUUUGCAAGCGUCAGAGGAGGGCAUUUUUGCACACAGACUUCCAUGGCUAAUGACAUUACAGGUUUUUCUUCUUUUCCCAGGCCAAGACAUUGUUUCUUUGUUGUUUUAUAUGCUGGUCCCUAUUGAUUGGCCUUCUGGCUUCUGUCUAAUAGGUUGCAUGAUUGAUUUCUACUUAUGUGACUUGUACGUGAAGCUAAAACAAUGUUCUUCUCAAAACCAGUGCAACAUUUGUGUUGCAGCUGGACGUUAAGGGAACAACAUUUGCAUCUGAAUACAGAUCUCUUAGAUCAAAUGCAUCUUUGGCAUCUGCAGCUCAGGCAGUUUGAUAGAAGAUUUCUGAGGACCUUUUCUUUGCAGUUUGCAAGGUUGAUCUUUUGUCAGUUUCUGUUGGCUCAUUGCCUUUCAGUGAAAUGCCAAAAGUUUUUUUUUCCUUUUCCGAUCUGUCUAUAUAGGCUCAUUAUCUUCCAGCAAAUGCAAAGGCUUUCAAAAAUAUCUUACAUAUUUAAAGGAACUUGUGUAACAAUCCUUGUUCCUCCUUUCUUUUUUCUUUUUCUCUUCCUUCCUUUCUCUUUGAGAGGGAAAAGGAAUGGCAUCAUUUGUCGUCUUCUUGAACUGGUUGCUUCACAUUGUAUAAUGGCACUACAGAAUUUGUUGAGGGGCUUUGUUGUUUUUUCCUGCCUUCGAAUUUGGUUGUGGUUAGUUUUAUUCAUUAUCCUGUCUUACUCAUGAUUAUGAAGAACUUAGAGGUUUUUGUCUUAUCUUGGUCCUUUCUUUGCUUGCUCCUUUUUGUGUACUAGCCGAUUUGACUGGUGAAAGACAGAUGGUGU